AACACUUCUGCUUUGGCGCUUUGAUUGCUGGCCAAGCGAAUUGGUAUGUCCGAAAAAUAUGGACAUAGGAGCUUAUAUUCUGACUGAAUACAUUCCCGCCAAGCCGCUGGUCGGAAAUCUAGAGGUGUGCUUUGCGGCCGGAGAGCAGACACCCACCGAAGCAUUCGCCCAACUGAAAUGCGGCGAUGUUUUGAAGUUCCCAUUCGCCCGCUUGGAUUUCCAGCCAAGGUCAGUGGAGAUAAAGGAGAGCAAGGUGCUCGUGGCUGCAGAUAAGGCAACGGAGACGAAACGCGUGGUGGAGCUGACUCUGGAGUCCACGUUUGACUACCAACCCGGGGACACCAUUGGCAUUUUGCCUACUAAUAACCAGGAACAAGUGGAAAGCCUGCUGCAUCGGCUGGAACUGUUAGACCAGGCCGACACCACUUGCCACUUGAAAAUAGUGCUCCACUGCGCCAAAAAGAAUGCAAAGCUACCCGCCCACAUUCCAGCAACGACAACUCCCCGAGAGAUCCUUACCCACUGCCUGUCCCUAAACUUUGUUCCGCAGAAGCAGCUCCUCAGCGCCCUGUCCCAAUUUACCAACGAUGACAAAGAGCGUGGUUUCUUGUCCUGUCUAUCUUCUAAACAGGCCACGGAGCACUACCAAUCGCUAAUCUUAGAAAAAGGUCUGCUUUUCAUUGAUGUUCUUGAACUGUGCGUCAACUGCAGGCCAUCACUGGCCUUCCUGGCCGAGCAUUUGCCACGGCUGCUGCCGCGACCCUACUCAAUUGCUAGUAGUCCUUUGGAGGAUGGCAAUCGCAAACUCCGCGUUAUCUACUCGCUGCUCAGCCACAGACCUGGAGUCACAACCAGCAUGUUGGAGGCGGCUGCGCAGCAAAGUAGUCCAGAGCACCCCAAAAAAGUGGUUAUCUACCCACGAAUAAGCAACCUAUUCCGUUACACAGAGCAUGAUCUGGGCAGCAACCAAAUACUUAUUGCAGUUGGCACAGGUCUGGCGCCCUUUCUUGGAUUCCUAGCCCACAAGGAGCUUUUAAAACAGCAGUUGCAAAAGGAAAGUGGACAUUCCUGGCUAUACAUUGGCGCCAAGACCCCAGAAGCCAUUCUUAAGCGUGAAAAACUUGUGGCCUGGCAGCAAUGCUCGUUGCUGGAGCGCCUACGGAUGUGUUACUCGCGAGGCGAGUCGCCCAUCUAUGUGCAACAAAUGUUGGAGGAGGACUGCGAGGAUCUGGUCAAGUUCCUGAUGAAGCCGGAGACUGUGUUAUACAUUUGUGCCGAUGGCGCCAAGAUUUCGCAGUCCAUUGCAAGUGGCUUAGGUCGGUGCCUGCAGAAGGCGAUGCAUCUUUCGGAGGAGGAAGCUUCGCAGCUGUUGAAGGAACUGAAGACGCAGGGCAAAUAUCGCGAGGAUGUGUGGCUGUAAUAGACAGAUGUUAGGUGCAGUCAAAGUAAUAGCUUUACGAACUUAGCUUUUCAGUACAUUUAUAUAUUAGUCUUUUGUAUAUUUUCUUACUGAAAGUCUGCUUUUUAGUUUGUUUUGUGUUUUUUUAUGUACUGUCAGGAUCCUUUAUUUUAACAGUUGAAAAUAAAUGUAGCCGAAGAACCCAGUUCCACCA
Messenger RNA from Drosophila teissieri, 1613 nucleotides. RefSeq names its product methionine synthase reductase. Gene Ontology annotation, biological process: homocysteine metabolic process. The record is from RefSeq and is a predicted model, not a curated record. Gene Ontology annotation, cellular component: cytosol. The transcript is spliced from 2 exons. The coding region runs from base 59 to 1420 and encodes 453 amino acids. Lineage: Eukaryota; Metazoa; Arthropoda; Insecta; Diptera; Drosophilidae. Gene Ontology annotation, molecular function: flavin adenine dinucleotide binding; FMN binding; [methionine synthase] reductase (NADPH) activity.